This is a messenger RNA of Solanum verrucosum, 1454 nucleotides long. Its product is annotated as probable glycosyltransferase At5g25310. The record is from RefSeq and is a predicted model, not a curated record. Lineage: Eukaryota; Viridiplantae; Streptophyta; Magnoliopsida; Solanales; Solanaceae. Gene Ontology annotation, molecular function: glycosyltransferase activity. The coding region runs from base 1 to 1443 and encodes 480 amino acids. The transcript has 4 exons.
AUGAUGAUGAAGAAGAGUGGUGGUGAUGAUGGCGGAUUACUUUAUACUUGUUUAGGUGUACUCUGUUGUGUACUGGUUCUAUCUGUGAUAGCAGUUGUAUCCAUUAGGUUUUCCGUUUCUGGAAGCCCUUUUCCAUCGUCUGUUUCUUCUGUAAAUUCUGCAACUGUUACGAUUGUUGAGUUGCAGAAGAAAGUGAUCGCCGCCACCGUCGCUAAUCCAAAUCCAUCACGAGCCAUCGCUUCCGAUCUCUCUUUCUACCGGAACUCUUCAUUCUCUCCGAUUCCUAGAAAAUCUACAGUUGUUAGGAAAGAUGAUAAGAUAGAGGAAGGACUAGCACGAGCAAGAGCGGCGAUUCGAAAAGCUGCUGGUGUUGGAAACCUGUCUAUGAACCCUGGUGGGAUCUACCGCAAUGCAGGCGCGUUUUAUCAGAGUUACAAGGAAAUGGAGAGGAAGCUGAAGGUGUAUGUAUAUGAAGAUGGAGACUUCAUAUUAGUCCAUAAUGGACCGUGUAAAGAUAUAUAUGCAAGUGAGGGAAGGUUCAUCAGUGAGAUGGAAUAUGGUAACAAUAAAUUCAGGACAAGAGACCCUCAUUCAGCCCAUGUUUAUUUCAUGCCUUUUAGUGUAGCUUGGAUGGUUAAGUUUCUUUACGUCCCUCUUUCAUAUAACCUUGCACCUCUUAAACAGUAUGUCUCUGAUUAUGUCCGACUUAUAUCAACUAAAUACCCAUUCUGGAAUCGAACCCAUGGAGCUGAUCAUUUCAUGCUUUCUUGCCAUGAUUGGGCUCCUGUUGCUUCAAAGGGCAAUGAUUUCCUGUACAAUACAUCAAUAAGGGUUUUGUGUAAUGCCAACUCUUCAGAAGGUUUCAACCCUCAGAAAGAUGUCAGUCUUCCUGAAAUCUAUCUUUACAAUGGUGUAGUGUCCCCAAAGCUGCAGUCUCCUCCACCAGCCAACAUUUCAAGGCCUUACCUUGGAUUCUUUGCUGGUGGACUUCAUGGCCAUAUCCGGGAAACCCUCUUUGAUCACUGGAAGGAAAAAGACUCACAUCUUCGUGUAUACCAACAAUUGCCUAAGAACAUGGAUUAUCCUUCUGAAAUGUUGCGCUCCAAGUUUUGCCUAUGCCCUAGUGGGUAUGAAGUGGCUAGCCCAAGAGUGAUUGAAGCCAUUUAUGCGGAAUGUGUUCCUGUUAUGCUAUCAGAUCAUUAUGUCUUCCCUUUUAGUGAUGUGCUAAACUGGGAAGCAUUCUCACUACAGGUUAACAUUUCUGAUAUCCCAAGGCUAAAGGACAUCUUGUUGGCUGUUCCAGAUGACAAAUACAUGAAGCUCAAGGAAGGCAUGAGGGCUGUAAGGAAACAUUUUGAACUUAACCGGCCUGUUCGGAGGUUUGAUAUGUUUCAUAUGAUAUUACAUUCUAUAUGGCUCAGAAGACUAAAUUUAAGGCUCUAGGUCAUAUAUAG